UGCGUCAAGUCAAUUCUCUGAUUCUCACAAUCAUGAGUAUUACGCUUUAAUGUGGUAGAGUGCAUCAUCUGUCGGUAGCAUGUUGAAUUAAACGAAAUCGUCAACACGAACAAUCUUUAUUUCGUUUGACAGAUAAUUUCAAUCGUUAUAGACGUAAUAACGAUAUUGACCUUGUAACAAAAAACGUAUUUGAAAAAAAUAAGAAAUAUAAAUAUGGAUAACAAAUGUGAAACCGUAAAGACUAACGAAGAAAUCAUAGAGGAACUCACGAAAGAUCUGGAAAGUUCCUGUAUAAAAGAAGAUGAAAUUUCAAUGGCCAAAGAAAUUCAAUAUCAAUCGAGUGAAAGAAAUAAAAAUAAUUUAUCAGAGGAACCUUUGAAAGAUAUAAUUAAUAAUGAUGAUCCGGAUAAUAACGAAAAGAAUGACAAUGCAGAUUGUAAGAAGGAUGCUGGAGAUUCGAUAGAUGAAAAAUUUCUUGAAGAAAGGGAUAAAAACCUCAGUGAAGCAGAGAAAGAAAGUUUUAAAGAUGAAGCAGAAAAACUUAAAAACGAAGGCAAUACUUUUUUUAAAGAUGGAGAAUAUAUGAAAGCUAUAUCUUUGUAUACGCAAGGUUUACAAACAUGUUCUUUAAUGUAUAGUAAAGAACGAGCUAUUUUGUAUUCUAAUAGAGCAGCAGCUAAAAUAAAAUGUUUGGCUGAGAAAGAAUCAGCUAUAUUGGAUUGUACAAAAGCAAUUGAAUUAAAUCCAAGCUAUGUAAAAGCUUAUGUAAGGAGAGCACAAUUAUACGAAGAAACAGAGAAAUUAGAUGAAGCUUUAGAAGAUUAUAAAAAGAUUUUAACGUUUGAUUCUAGUCAUACCGAAGCUAAUUAUGCAGUUAGAAGGUUACCUCCUUUAAUACAUGAAAAAAAUGAAAAACUGAAGGCAGAAAUGUUGGGUAAAUUAAAAGAUCUUGGUAAUAUGGUAUUGAAACCAUUUGGUCUUUCCACAAAUAAUUUUGAAUUACAGAAAGAUCCAAAUAGCGGUGGAUAUUCUGUAAAAUUUCAUCAAGCUCCUAGAUAACAAGCGUAAAUAAAUGUAAAACAAAAAUAUACGAUCUGGAAAAAAUCAAUGAACAGAACCAGACAUAUUUAUAAUAAUUUAUGGGAAUUUCGCUAAGUUCUUCGUUCCUUAAAAAGAUGUAUACAUUGUGAACAUAAAUAGCUAAAAUAAACAUAAAAUCGUAAUAAGUGAAA
Messenger RNA from Vespa crabro (European hornet), 1232 nucleotides. RefSeq names its product tetratricopeptide repeat protein 1 (gene Ttc1). The record is from RefSeq and is a predicted model, not a curated record. The transcript has 4 exons. Gene Ontology annotation, molecular function: protein binding. Lineage: Eukaryota; Metazoa; Arthropoda; Insecta; Hymenoptera; Vespidae. Bases 214 to 1059 code for a protein of 281 amino acids.